AUGAGCAAAGCCGAGAUACAAUCCUGGAUUUCAUCCGCGACAACCUCCUCAACAGGAAACGGAGAAGACCAGGAACAAGUAUGGCAGAGGGAUCAGGUGCUAAACGACUGGUCAAGGUCGCUAGAAUACGCGCAAAACUAUCUCUUGAACGAAAAAACGAAAGCCAGGACUGUGUUCUUGCGCGAUGAGAUUUUGUCGCUUGCGAAACAUGCAGAUCUGACGCUGUCUCAAAUAUUGGAUAUUUUCAAGUUGCUGACCCUCACAUAUCCACGGUACUCGGACGCUGCUUCCCGCGAUGCUGUCGAAGCUGUGGCGAUCGAAUUGGUCCGGAGAGAUGAACUGCGCGGCACAGAGGAAGGGGCUAAGGAUGAGGUUCGGUUGGGAGUUGCAGAGCAGGUUUUAGGAUGGUUCUCAAAUGAGGUCGGAAAAUUGGCAAAGAAGGGGAAUUCAGAUUCAUGUGCGCCUUCAGAUCUGUUCGUUCUUCACAGUUGGGCCUGUGGAUUGUUCACGGUUUGCGUGAAGCAUAAUCCACAUUUCGCUGCCUCCAACUCAUGGCGUGUGCUCGCUGGAUCAAUGGGUAUUCUUUUCGAUAUGCUCAGCGACUCCUCGAAAGCGAAACCAGCGGUUAAAAAAGGUGUCCUUACACGAACACGGAGAGCACUCAGGGCGGCAGGAUUUUCCAAAGUUCCCGAAUUUAUUUCUACUCUCCUAGAAAUUUCAAAAGGCAGCCAAACGCCAACACGAAUGGUUCCCCUUCUGGGUGUAGCUGUCAGCGUCCUUAUCCGUUUGAAAAACGUCUCAGUAGAACCGGUUCAGCGACUUCCCAUUGAAUCAAAAGAUAGAAUUGUUGAACUCUACACGUCUGCGAUCCUCAUGUCGAAAACUUCCCUACCUGAUCACACCAUAUCAUCACUCAACGACUUUGUUUCCACCUUCAUCACGUCCGAUGAUUUCACUAAAGCCAUUCACCCUACCAUCGAGAAGGCCAUGUUGCGGUCCCCAGAACACUGUCUCCCCGCUGUUACACAAUUUUUUGUCUCAUACAAGCACCCACUAUCUGUCGAAUCUUUCCAACGCUUACUAACGCAGAUCAUCAGCAGUGCAAAGUCCAGCAACCCGAUUGUCCGUACCAACUCUGUGCAUCUCUUCAAAGCAUUAAUUGCUCUCAGCGAUCCUUCGGAUCCUCACAAUCUAUCUCGUAUUGCUGUUACAGAACUCAUUGCUUUACCAAAGACCGGAAAGUCCGCGGGCCCCGACCACAGAGUAGCGCUCUAUUCGAUGCUCUCCAACAUUUCACCAGCCACUGAUGUCUCCUCCACACUCGUUGACGCGGCUUCCGUUCUUAUUCCCAAAGAACCGCACGAAGGAGCUACAGCUGUUUUGGCUAGCGUUUUGCCAGCACACGUUCUUUUCCUGCUCCACAAGAAUGCUCUUUCUACUGCAGCCGUCCAAUUCAUCGCCAAAGAAAUGACCAAUACUAAAGUCGCUGUCCGCAAAGCCUUCGUUGGUCUGGCUGGGUCCAUCUUAAUUUCUGAACCGGGUAUUAUAGAGUCGGAGAGUGGUGCUGCGUUUGCAAAGGGGCUGCUUCCAUCAUUUGAGGCCUGUUUGAAGACAGUCAGCGGAAAUCCCCUCAAUGCCCCAGGUGGUCCUUAUGAAGGCUAUGUGGCUGUGACUGUGCUUCUUGGUUCCUUUGCUGCAUCCAAGCAAUUUGCUUCUGUCAUCGCUCAGAACCCUGCCAUUACUGCGAUCACAAGUAGCGGCGUCAAACAGCCUUUCCUGCUAUGGGACAAGGUAUACCAAAAGGUGGCGGAAGAAGACGAUGAACUAUGGCUUUUGAAGGCCUGCGACGCUUCCCUUCAGUAUUUUUCCUCGGAACUCUCAAAGAACGAGCACUUGCGGCAAUCUAGCACCCAACUGGGUCUUGUAUAUAUCCACUUAGGUGUCGAAAGUCGACAUCCAGAGGUCCGGAAAUUGGUCAAUAGCUCUCUAGUCAAUGCAACAGCUCGUGCACCUCAACUAACAGAUCGAAUCAUCCGCGAGGCCUUGUCAUCAUUUAUCAUUCGUGCUUCUGUAUCACACAAAACUGCCAGUGGUAGCAUCUCGGAAGAAUCUUCUCAACCUUGGAAUAAAAACUCGCGGCUAUCCACUUUGCUGCUGAGCAUUGUUACAUUCGGUGAAGAAGUUGGCGCUACACUACGAGAGAACGUUGUCGUGGAAUUGAUUAUUCUUGCCCAUCAUAAUCUUAUAUGUGCAUCUGAUGGGCAGACAUGGGUUGACAUUUGUCAGAAAGCCGGUGUUGACCCUCGGGAGGUCGUCGACAAACACCUGGAUAAGGUCAUGCGAUUAUUGUUGGAUGCAACUACUGCUACUUCGAAGGCAUGUCUCUUUCAUCCCGGGUUUGCGGAGGCAGCGUACGCAGCCGUUACUACAUUGGCGUUCAUUUCUCCCGCCCUUGUCCUCUCGUGUAUUGUAGAUCAACUGAAGGAUGACCUGAACCCAGACAUCCUUAAGGCCAUUUCUGAUGAAGAUCUUGCUAUCUGGGCAACCCCUGAAGGCACUACAUAUGUUGAUGUUCUAUCAUCGACCCAAGCGGAAGUCCGAACUAACAAAGGUAAAGACUACGAAAUCGCAAAAUGGGAAGAAGAAAUCCGCAAGUCUCUAGCAACGAAGAAAGCUACCCCUGUGACUUUGACCAGGCAGCAGCAGGCCCUUGUUCAGGCGCAACUUGAGAAAGAAGCAAAGAUACGGCAGCAUGUUUCCGGUAUUCAGUCUCGUCUUACACGUGGACUUCACCUCGUCCGUAGCUUGGUUUCAUCUCGAGUUGAGGAAUUCCAGUCGCAUAUGUCCUCGAUUGUUUCGUUGCUUUUGGAUGGCGCUUUGAACAGGGGUUCGUUCCUUGCGGGUACAGUGGCUUUCGAGACCUAUUUGGAGCUUGCCAAAAGCACGACGGAGCGACUUGACUCAAUCAGUAGAUGGAUCGGAAUUGCGACUCUUCGAUGCCUCCAAAUUGGAGCUGUCCCAGAAGAACUCCAGGCAGAGCCUCUUCAUAAGCUGGUCAUUCGUGUUCUCUAUCGCCUUCGAUUCUUAUCCGAGCAAUCGCCGUUUGACGCUGCCACUUUCUCAUACACUUUUCCUCUUCUCAGCAAAAUUCUGACAGGGGGUGGUAUACCCGGUAAAAAAGGGGACAAUGACGAGGAAGAUGAGGAUGAAGACCCCCUGGAACAGGUUGCACUCGCUUUGGAGAUAAUUAAAUUCCAUUGUGGAGAAUUUUCCAACACCGCUUUCCCGCGAUUGCAAACAAUCGAUAAUCUCAUCCACGUCAUUCGUCAACAACCUAACCUUGGGAAAGAAGCCUCGUCUUCUCUAAUUGAACUUGGCGAGGCGAUUUAUGGGACGGCGACUCAUGACGAGAUCCAAGUUCUUCUUCGAGGCACUUUAUUCCAAGAGUCGUAUGUUCGAAAUUCAUGUCUACAAGCCAUACAGCCAUUCGAUUUGACAGAGAUGGACUGGUCCGCUGAGCUUUGGAUUGCUUGCCAUGAUGAUGAUGAACAAAACAAAAGACUGGCUCGUCAUGUUUGGGAUGAUAAUGGAUUUGAUAUCCUGGAAUCCUUCCUCGACGAUUUGGUAGAAUUCCUGGGACAUGAUAAUGCGUAUGUACGCUCCAGUGUAGCCGCCGCAAUUGCGGAGGCGGUGGAACAGUGGCCGCAAACUAUUUCGAAUACUGUCAUAGUUUUACAGAAUUACUACCGUGAAAAGGCCAAAGUCCUUGCACCAGAGUUUGACCAAUAUGGCAUGGUUAUUGCGCAAAGCCUCGAUCGUGCCGAUCCAUGGCCUGCACGUUUAGCUGCAUCGCAAGCAUUCAAACAAUUGGCGUCAUCCUUUACCGACUCUGAGAUAGAACCAUUCAUCAAAUUCUUGAUCGAAGACCAAGCGCUUGGAGACCGCGCGCCAGAAGUCCGUCGAGGAAUGCUGGCCGCUGGGACACAAGUAAUCGACUUACAUGGCGCCAGUCGUCUAGCAGCUUUGGUCGCUAUCUUCGAAGAUCGUCUCGGCAAAUCCUCAUACACUUCUGAAACCGAUGAUUUUAUCAAAGAAGCUGUGGUCAUUUUACUCGGUCGUGUUGCCAGACAUUUAGAGGCUUCAGACUCAAGAGUAACCGAAAUCGUGGACCGACUCGUUGAUGCCCUAAAAACUCCAUCAGAGCAAGUUCAAAUCGCAGUUUCGGAAUGUUUAUCACCUCUGGUAACUCUGAUGCGACCUCGACUGCCUACUUUGGUUGACACUCUUUUUGACGACCUUUUCAAUGCCCCCAAAUACGCCACUAGGCGUGGUGCUGCUUAUGGGCUGGCUGGUGUCAUCAAUGGCACCGGAAUCGGCGGUAUGAAAGAGUUCAACAUCAUCAGCAGAUUGAAAAUUGCAGCGGAAGACAAAAAGCGUUAUGAACCUCGCCAAGGUGUCAUGUUUGCCUUUGAAACUCUGUCAAACACGUUAGGCCGCCUUUUCGAACCAUACAUCACUUUUGUUCUUCCACUUUUGUUAACUUCCUUCGGAGACUCGACAGCAGACGUUCGCGAAGCUGCUCAAGAUGCCUCAAGAGUGAUCAUGGGCAAUCUAUCUGGUUAUGGAGUCAAGCUUAUUCUUCCUACACUUCUGGAAGGUUUAGACGAAAAACAAUGGCGCUCCAAGAAAGGAUCCAUCGAACUGUUAGGAAUGAUGGCUUACUGCUCGCCUCGUCAAUUGUCCAUUUCUUUACCAAUUGUCAUUCCGCGACUGACAGGUGUUUUGACGGACUCCCAUGCCCAAGUGCGCACUUCUGCCAAUAAAAGCUUGAAGCAAUUCGGCGAGGUCAUCAGCAACCCAGAAAUUCAAUCCCUCGUGCCAGUCUUACUCAAGGCAUUAGUAGACCCGGCGAAGACUCCAAAUGCUUUGGGAUCCUUGUUGAAGACAUCCUUUAUGCACUAUAUUGACCACUCUUCGCUUGCACUGGUUGUACCUAUACUGGAAAGGGGUCUUAGAGAACGUGGUGCGGAUACAAAAAAGAAAGCUGCUCAGAUUGUUGGAAACCUUGCUUCCCUCACCGAUGCCAAAGACUUUGUGCCAUAUCUGGAUGAACUUCUUCCUCUAGUGCAUCAAGUCCUUGUUGAUCCCGUUCCUGAGGCUCGCGCGACUGCUGCCAAAGCCUUAGGUACAUUGGUCGAACGCCUAGGAGAGAUACACUUCCCAGAUCUUGUUCCCGGUUUGUUAAGGACCUUGAAGACAGAUACUUCAGGCGUCGACAGACAAGGUGCCGCCCAGGGACUGAGUGAAGUCCUUUCAGGUCUUGGCAUGGAGCGCCUCGAGGGCCUCUUACCGGAUAUCAUUGCCAAUUCACGUUCCCCUCGUCCCACUGUCAGGGAAGGCUUCAUGUCUCUCCUCGUUUACUUACCUGCGACCUUUGGAAGUCGUUUCCAACCACAUCUUCCCAAAAUUAUUGCUCCUAUUCUCGGUGGUCUGGCAGAUACCGAAGAGUAUGUUCGCGAAGCUGCCAUGCGUGCAGGACGCAUGGUUGUGACAAACUAUUCUAGCAAGGCUAUCGAUUUAUUACUUCCGGAACUUGAAAGUGGCAUGUUCGAUCCUGGUUGGCGCAUUCGCCAAUCUUCGAUUACUCUUGUUGGAGAGCUUUUGUUCAAAGUUUCUGGCAUUUCUGGCAAGACGUCCGAAUUGGAUGAAGAUGAAGCAGCAGCCGAAGCAACUACAGCCGAAUCUUCCCGUCGUGCCCUCUUGGAAGUACUUGGUGCCGAACGAAGGGACAGGAUUCUUGCGGCUCUAUAUCUGGUUCGUCAAGAUGGUGUGGUGGUAGUGAGGCAAUCCUCCAUUCAGAUCUGGAAGGCACUUGUGCACAAUACGCCGAAGACAGUCAGGGAACUUCUUCCAGAGCUCGUCACUCAGAUUAUAUUCCUCAUUUCCUCUGAUGAGUUUGAACAGCAAGAGACUGCUAGCAGAACUGUUGCUGAGGUUUGCCGCAAGUUUGGUGAAAGAAUCAUUGGAGACAUUAUGCCUAUCCUCAAGACAAAAGCAACUUCAUCGGACCCUCGUACUCGUGAAGGUGUUUCUUUGACUGUCAGCCAGAUCAUGCAAAAUUCCACUGAAACGCAAAGAGAAGACCAUGAAGAUGAUAUCAUUUCGAUUGUUCGUGCGGCGCUCGUCGACGAUGAAGCCAAUGUUCGUACAGCAGGUGCCCAGGCAUUCGACGUCUUACAAGAGGAGUUGGGCACAAAGGCGAUUGACCAGACUAUCCCCACUCUGUUGGAGGCUCUUCGUCAACCAGGCAAGAGUUCAGGGACUGCCUUGCAAGCCCUCACGGAAGUCAUGAACGUUCGUGCCACGACAGUCUUCCCUGUAUUAAUCCCCACUUUGACAGCCAUUCCGAUGACUGUUUUCAAUGCUCGUGCUCUGGCGUCACUGGUGACAGUCGCAGGCAAUGCUUUGAGCAAGCGCCUUACCACUAUCUUGAAUGCGCUAGUCAAAGUCUCCGAGGAUGAUAUCGAAGACGAGCUUCGGGAGGCUGUUGGAGAAGCCACAGAAGCCUUGUUCUCAUCUGUCAAUGAUGCAGAAGGCCUCAACACUGUAAUGAUGCUUUUAAUUGGAUGGGCAAAACACGAAUCCCCAAAACGUCGAGUUAGCGCCUGCAAUCUUUUCACUGUGUUUUGUCAAGCGUCAGAGUUGGAUUCGUCUCUGUACAGGGUUGAUUGGAUUCGUCAACUCGUUUCGCUUCUCGAUGAUUCUCAAGUAGACGUAUAUACAGCUGCAUGGAAUGCGUUCGAUUCAUUCGUCAAGUCCAUGCCAAAAGACGAGCUGGAACCACUAGUUGUACCACUACGACGCACCAUAGAAUCAACCGGUGCUCCGGGUCGAACAGUCCCUGGCUUUGAUCUACCAAAGGGUGUCGCUCCCACAGUCCCUAUCAUCAUUGCCGGUCUUACCACUGGAAGCAACGAACAGAGAGAGCAAGCCGCAUAUGCCAUUGGAGACCUCGUUGAGAGGACGGAGGAAAAUGCCAUGAAACCCUUCGUCGUGCCAUUCACCGGACCUUUAAUCAGGGUAGCAACACAAGCAAUGGGAUACCCUCCGGGUGUCAAAAUUGCAAUUUUGAGCGCCUUGACUUCGAUGUUGGAACGUAUCCCAGCCUUUGUCAAGCCUUUCUUCCCGCAGUUGCAGAGGACCUUUGUCAAAAGUACCAGCGAUCCAGCCAGCGCCGCUGUUCGUGCGAAAGCUGCUGAAGCGCUCGGCGUGUUGAUGAAGAACCAGCCACGAGUGGAUCCCGUCAUCACAGAACUGAUUACGGGAGCAAAAGGAAACGAAGAUUCCAUCUCGACCAGUUUCAUCUGGGCUCUCUCCCAUGUCAUGCAUAACGCAUCUCAAAACGUCGGGGACAAGGCUCGGGAAUCAUGCAUUGAAUUAGUUGCAGAAUCAUUCCGUGAAACGCAUAGCGAGCACUAUUGCGAAGCUGUUGGAGCACUUGUCAAAUCACUUUCUGAUAAACCAGAUCUUCUGAGGACAAUUGUUGAAACACAUCUCAUUUUUGGAACGCCACCUUCAAUAAUGUCGUCCCAAGUGAUAUUGGGAGUCAUAAGGGAGGAUGAUGACGCGGACAGUUCAGAAAGACCCAAUCUGUUCCAGAAACUCAAACUUUUGCGAGCUGUAGCUCAAAAGGUACUGGAAAGUGCGGCCCAUGAAAAACCGUUCAUUGCUCGGCCUGCACGGGAGGCGCGCGAUUUGAUAAAAGAACUAGAUGAUGCCAGUCUUCUUGGUCUUUUCUAA
This is a messenger RNA of Psilocybe cubensis, 7800 nucleotides long. RefSeq lists its product as uncharacterized. Gene Ontology annotation, biological process: cellular response to amino acid starvation; regulation of translation. The record is from RefSeq and is a predicted model, not a curated record. Bases 1 to 7800 code for a protein of 2599 amino acids. The transcript has 25 exons. Lineage: Eukaryota; Fungi; Basidiomycota; Agaricomycetes; Agaricales; Agrocybaceae. Gene Ontology annotation, molecular function: protein kinase regulator activity. Gene Ontology annotation, cellular component: cytosol.